UGUCUAGAAACUGCGUCUUUUUCCCGAGACACCGAAGAAAGUGUUGUCGCCGUACCACUCACGGAUUCGAAACCGGAAGUCUCUGAAAAGAAACCCGAAGACCUUGCGAAUACCACUACUGUCGUUACGGUUGCUUCAGUCCCACUGGUACCCGAAACAAAGGCUGCUGAAUCUAAAGAAAAGAGCAUCUCUCCUAUACAACCUAGUCCUAAGAUCUCCCGCACCGAGGAAGCCGGUACAACGGUGACAAGUGGUCGAUCCUCUCGAGUUGUUCGUCCAUCUUCUCGUUUCGUUAAUCCAGACUUUGUCUCGCCAAUACGACGAAGGAAGUCUAGCACCUCGACAGGGCCCAAAGUUGAGCAUGUACCGAAAAGGAAAGAAUCAAAAGCUGCUACCACAACACCUACUCCGUCAAUUGAAACCGUAGUGCCGCCCGUAGAAAAGCCUGAAUAUAUCAGUCCUACUGCUGCAUCUCAACCUCCGGAAGAACCUACUCCCACAGUGCGAUCCCUGAAGAAAGCACGGCCGAUCAAAAUCAAGCUUAGACUCGGUUGCUUCCCAAGAGUUAUCGCUGUUAACACAGGCAGCGACGUCAAAGCAGAUGAGCCAGAGGCAAGCAAGGUUGGUUUCGAAAGUUAGAU
Messenger RNA from Cylicostephanus goldi, 641 nucleotides. The record is from the annotation of a GenBank genome assembly. Lineage: Eukaryota; Metazoa; Nematoda; Chromadorea; Rhabditida; Strongylidae.